AUGGUGUUUAGUCAGCAGUUUAUGGGCUCUGGGGCUAGUUAUAAAUUGCUUAGGACCUUAGGACUGCUGGAGGACAAGGCCAUGUCGUUCAAUAAGGAAGACUCAUUGGAGCUAAUGCGUGCUAAGGCUCAUGAGAUACUGCAGAAACAAAAUGAGAGAAAUGAACGUUUAUACAAUCUCAGGUCCAGGGCAGUAUCUUACGCGGAUGGCCAAGAAGUUUUCAGGAAGAAUUUUAAACAGAGCAACUUCCAGUCCGGAUAUAUUGCCAAGCUGGGUCCAGCCUUCGUAAAGGCGCGAAUUCGUAGAAAGCUUGGCAGAUCGUACUAUGAAUUGGAAGAUCUGCAGGGUCGGCUGGUUGGCAAAUAUCACGCCAAGGACAUAAAGCAGUGA
Molecule: messenger RNA, 390 nt
Organism: Drosophila kikkawai
Lineage: Eukaryota; Metazoa; Arthropoda; Insecta; Diptera; Drosophilidae
Source: RefSeq, a predicted model, not a curated record